Messenger RNA from Humulus lupulus (European hop), 2006 nucleotides. Its product is annotated as protein NAR1. The transcript is spliced from 11 exons. Gene Ontology annotation, cellular component: cytosol. Lineage: Eukaryota; Viridiplantae; Streptophyta; Magnoliopsida; Rosales; Cannabaceae. Bases 250 to 1689 code for a protein of 479 amino acids. The record is from RefSeq and is a predicted model, not a curated record. Gene Ontology annotation, molecular function: 4 iron, 4 sulfur cluster binding.
CCGUUGACUUCCAAAAUUUCCACACUUCUGUAGAACCUUAUUUGUCAUUGAAGUAAUCACUAUUUUGGUGGUUCACACUUGAUUUUUAAGACCAUCUUUCCAAAUUCUCACCGCCAUUGUACCUCUAACUUAACCCUCUCUGUCUGUCUCGCUUCUUCUCAUUCAAGUUCGUUGCUUUACUUCCCAAAAAAAAAAGCUUUAAUUUUUCCUGGAAUACUGUUUUCACUUUCAAUUUUUACAAAUAGGAAGAUGUCAGAGAAGUUCUCGCCGACCCUCCGGAUUGGCGAUUUGAGCGAUUUCAUAGCUCCGUCUCAGGCUUGUAUUGUCUCUCUCAAGGGAUUCAAAUCUUCCGCGGCGAAUAAGCCUUCUGAUAAAUCUGAGGUUUCGACUUCUAAAACCCAGUUGAAAACAGACCCGGUAAAAAUUUCGUUGAAGGAUUGCUUAGCAUGCAGUGGGUGUGUCACAUCAGCAGAGACAAUUAUGUUAGAGAAACAAAGUUUGGAUGAGUUUCUUUCUAAUAUUGAUAAAAGGAAGGUUGUUAUUGUUUCUAUUUCUCCCCAAUCAAGAGCUUCACUUGCAGUUCAUUUUGGUAUUUCACCACUUCAGGUGCUUAAGAAACUAACAUCAUUUUUUAAGUCAUUGAGUGUAAAGGCGGUAUUUGAUACAAGUUGCAGUCGAGAUUUAACCCUUAUUGAAUCUUGCAAUGAAUUCAUCACAAGAUACAAACUAAGCCAAUCAGUUGACGAAAGAUGUAAAUCUUCCUUACCCAUGAUUUCGUCUGCAUGUCCAGGUUGGAUAUGCUAUGCUGAAAAACAGCUUGGAUCAUAUAUUUUGCCUUACAUUUCUUCAGUGAAGAGUCCGCAGCAAACAAUUGGAGCUAUUGUAAAAAAUCAUCUAUGCCAAAAAAUGGGUCUUAGGCUGGAUGAGAUUUACCAUGUAACUGUGAUGCCAUGUUAUGAUAAGAAGCUUGAGGCAUCUAGAGAUGACUUUGUUUUUCAAGUCGAGUCUCAAGCCAAAACUAAUGAGGAUGAAGCUCUCAUGAUUUCAGAGGUAGAUUCAGUGCUGACAUCUGGGGAAGUUCUAGAACUGAUACAGUUAAAAGGAGUGGACUUCAAAAACUUGGAAGAUUCGCCUCUUGAUAACAUGCUGACAAAUGUUACUGAGGAAGGGAAUAUUUAUGGUGUCCCUGGAAGCUCAGGUGGUUAUGGAGAAACAAUUUUUAGAUAUGCUGCAAAGGUGCUGUUUGGGAAAACAAUUGAAGGUCCUUUGGAAUUCAAGACUAUUAGAAAUUCAGAUUUCCAGGAAGUUACUAUGGAAGUGGAGGGGAAAACAGUGUUAAAGUUUGCGCUAUGUUAUGGUUUUCGGAACUUGCAAAACAUUGUAAGGAAAAUCAAAACUGGAAAAUGUGACUACCAUUUCUUGGAGAUUAUGGCAUGCCCUUCAGGUUGCUUGAACGGUGGAGGCCAAAUCAAGCCAAAGCCAGGGCAAUCUGGGAAGGAUCUGAUUCAGUCCCUGGAAACUGCUUAUAUGGAAAAUGUUCUGAUAGCAGAUCCUUUUGAAAACCCUCACAUUAAAAGUUUAUACAAUGAGUGGCUUGAGCAACCUAAUUCAGAGAAAGCUAAGAAACACAUGCACACCGAAUAUCACCCUUUGGUAAAAAGCAUCACAUCUCAGUUACACAAUUGGUAAAAGUUUUGCUUUUCUAACAACCAACCCCCAUUCUGAGCAACAUGGGGGAUGCAUCUAUGGACUCCAGUUUUGAUAGUCAAAUCCGAUACUUUGUUCAGUUUUCACCAUAUGUAUGUAUAUAUUCGAACUUCAUUAGAUAGAUAAAAAAGAGAAGGAAAAAAUUCAUACUUUGCCAUUGACAGAAAUCCAAAUAAGCUUCCCUCCGUCCAUGUAUUAUCUUUUUUUGACCUUUCACUUUUGUAUUUUUAUAAUUGGAGAGGUUGAAGAAUGGAUAUUUAUCGAUUCUUGUAAUAGAAAUUGAAACGAGUGUUGCCUUA